Messenger RNA from Aspergillus niger, 2109 nucleotides. RefSeq lists its product as uncharacterized. Bases 1 to 2109 code for a protein of 702 amino acids. Gene Ontology annotation, cellular component: nucleus. The record is from RefSeq and is a predicted model, not a curated record. The transcript has 2 exons. Gene Ontology annotation, molecular function: DNA-binding transcription factor activity, RNA polymerase II-specific; zinc ion binding. NCBI's taxonomy places the organism in Eukaryota, Fungi, Ascomycota, Eurotiomycetes, Eurotiales, Aspergillaceae.
AUGCACCCGGCUCCCGCGACGACGGACCGGCGACGCAGCUGUCGCUUUUGCCGCAGUCGCAAGCUCCGCUGCUCAGGCGCCAGCGUCUGCAGCGCCUGCAAGGACCGCCAGAUCGAAUGUGUCUAUGAUCAGGGCGGCCCCAAAGGUCGUCCCCGGGUCUCUGGCGCGCGCACCACCGGCCGUCUGGUUGCUGGCCAGCCGGCGCCCGAGCCCGACAUGAAACAGGCUCCCUGGACAUCCCCCUCGAGUCCGUCGUCCUCCGCGGCCGGCCAGCUCUUUUCGCCGCGUCUUAAGAGUGUUGCCGAUGCUCUAUCCGAGGUGACGGCCGAGAUUCAGGAGAAGCUACAGGGUCCAAGGGUCGAUGGGAUGCCAUGGAGCCAGGCCGGUUCUCCUCGCCAGCGGCCGGCUAAACUGGGCUGUCGCGAGCUUAUCCUGGUGCUGACCCAGGAUAUCAUCGACGCCACAGUGGCCCGUUUCAGCGGACUCGAUUGCCUUGCUUUCUUCGCUAAUCAAAGUCAAUUCUUCCGAGCCAGCCUGGCGUCCAGCAGUCCUCCCGAACCGUCCCCCGCCCUCGAGCCGGCGCCGCUGGCGGCAUACAACGGCUACCGCAUCACCCAGCUCUUAGAUGUGUGGUUUGGUGCGCACCCGUUGUCCAUGGCCCUUUCAAAGACGCUGCUGCUACGUGACGUCCGCAGCAACUCCUACGACCCCCUGCUCCUGGCUGUCGUGCUAGGGGGCGGUCUGCUGGAACUGGGGGAUACGGACACCCAGGUGGAAUCCGAGCAGCUCCUGCACUGGGCGUCGUCACGCCUACAGUAUAUUUCCACGGCGGCAGCCGACCUGUCAACUGCACAGGCGCUCAGCUUGCUGGCCUGGCAUGAGACAUGUCAGGGAAACAUUAUCAAAGCAAUGACCUACAGCAUCUACGCGAAUCGUACCGUAACCCGCCUCAUCAUGGACACCUUGACCCGGUCCUCACGCGAUGUCCGACAGAUCAACGGGGUCGACCUAGUGCAGAUUGAGUUGGAGAUGAUGCACAUCCUGGGUUGGAUGACUCUCGCGCUGAUGGUCUGGUAUUUUACACACUUGGGGAUUGUGGAUGACAGUCUGCCAGCGCUCGCGAUGAUGUAUGAGCACCCGCCCAUGAACAAGGAUGCCUCCUUGGUGCUACGGCUCGACAAGGCGGCCGAUAACUUGUCCACGCUCUCACACCAGUGGGCAUGGAUCCAGGAAAUUUGGACCAUCAGCCACAUCACCUCCGCGGCUGUUCACCUCAACUCGAUCUACCCUCGUCAGGCCAGCGGGCCCACAUCUCCCAUAGCCCAUCCUCACCACUCCUGGCAGAGUCAGCUGCACGAGCAAUUGCGCAACAUCCAACUCUACAAGGUCGACAUUGGCAACCUGUGUAGCGAGGCCCGCGCUGUCUUGUCGCGCAACGUGCAGAUCAUCGAAGCCAACAUGGAAGACCAGGUUGCCCAGACGUGGAUUCUCACCGCGUACCGCACCUUGCUCAUCCAUCUCCUGUUCCCGCGCAUGGAGACCAUCGCCAUCACAGCCGAUCUCGUCCAGAACCUAGCCGACUGUCUUGCCUUCUUUGCGCGCAGCUUCACCGUCCUCGUCCACAUCUCUACUACUCAUGCGCUCCCCCAGUCGAGCAUUCAGUCGUGCAUCCGCUCCUACAUGGCUGGUCUGGCCGCCUGCGGUAGCGCCAUUGACGCAAUCUUCCUCAUAUCACCCAAACAACUUCAAUGCUGGGAGCCGGAAAUCCUACAGGGGCUAGCCCGACUACUCGAGCAAGCGACGAAGCUAGACACGCUCUUCACGGACGACACACUACUGACGGACUGGCGGUGGCGAAAUGUACAAAACCGCUUCCACCGGUUAUCCAAAUACAAAACGGAGCUGCAAAGUGUGCCAGCCGGGUGGGAUGGCCUUCCUUUGCCUGUCAGGCCGGCGGAGCGACAAUCAUCUACCUCCUCCCUGCAACCAGUGGCCGCCGCGGGGGUGGCAGAGACUACAGAGCCAACACCCACCCCCCUAGUGCCGAUAUACACGGCUGCUACCGAAUUACCACUCUCAAUUGCAUCUAUACUGUUCCCUUUAUCCUAG